AUGAAUUUCGACGAGUGGCAGCGAGUGGAGGAAACGGCAAUUGGAGACAAAUGUCUUCAAAAAAUGGAUGAAUUAGAAACCAUUUUAUUAGCUACCAAAGAAGCAUGUAUCACAGAUCCUGCCAAUGUGUCGAAGCAACUCAGCAGUUCUUGCACAAAAACAGAGCAAGUCUUUGAUGAUAUGAAAAAGAUAGAAAAGAAAUUCAAUUCUUCCAUGAAUAAAUUUGGAAAAGUAUUAGAUCGGAAAUUUAACUUCAACCUGGAAGAUAUCAGCUUACAGUCUUCGUUUGAAGACAAGAAGAAAGAGCUAAACACCGCAUUGGCAUUGCAUUUCUUUCGCCAAGGAGAAACUGAAAUUGCUCAUUCCUUUUGUAAAGAAGCUGGAAUCGAGGAACCACCCAACAUGGUUCGGGCGUUUACACUUCUCAACACUAUCCUUCAGGGAAUCCGUCAGCAUGAUUUACAGUCUGCAAUUGAUUGGGCGCUUCAAUGCCGUGGAUACUUGGAAAGAAAGGGAAGUAAUUUGGAGUUUAUAUUACGUCGACACCAGUUACUGAAUGAAUAUUUUCAAACCAAGGAUGUUUUAGCGGCUAUCCAUUACUGUCGCACAUAUUUGACGGAAUUCCAAGAAAAGCACUUGAAAGAAAUUCAAAAGUUAAUUGGUGCGUUAUUUUUUAGUUCUAGAAGAGCUAAUCUUGUUUCCUCCAAAACGAAUGGAUUCCACGAUGGUCUUCCCAGAGAACAAUACGGAAUAGAGCAGAUUGCGAACGACGUUCCAGAAGAUUAUCGAAAAGCUUUACGGCUAGAUUGGAAACAUUUGGAAUUAAUUUUCGUACGUGAAUUUUGCGCUGCUUUAGGAAUGUCUUUAGAUUCUCCCGUGGAUAUCGUAGUCAAUGCUGGCUCAAUUGCUUUGCCGGUUUUGUUAAAGGUGUCUAAUAUCAUGAAGCAAAAGCAUACUGAAUGGACUUCCCAAAAUGAAUUACCGGUUGAAAUACAUUUACCUACAAACUACCACUUUCACAGUGUAUUUACAUGUCCUGUCAGUAAAGAACAAGCUACCGAAGAGAACCCUCCCAUGAUGAUGGCUUGCGGCCAUGUCAUUGCUCAAGAAAGUCUUCGACAACUUUCCCGAAAUGGUUCUCAACAUUUUAAAUGUCCCUACUGUCCCAAUGAAAAUGAUGCUGAAAGCUCUACUCGAGUGUAUUUUUAA
Schizosaccharomyces octosporus yFS286 is the source of this 1209-nucleotide messenger RNA. RefSeq names its product ubiquitin-protein ligase E3. Gene Ontology annotation, biological process: proteasome-mediated ubiquitin-dependent protein catabolic process. The transcript has a single exon. Bases 1 to 1209 code for a protein of 402 amino acids. Lineage: Eukaryota; Fungi; Ascomycota; Schizosaccharomycetes; Schizosaccharomycetales; Schizosaccharomycetaceae. The record is from RefSeq and is a predicted model, not a curated record. Gene Ontology annotation, cellular component: GID complex; nucleus; cytoplasm. Gene Ontology annotation, molecular function: ubiquitin protein ligase activity; protein binding.